This is a messenger RNA of Peronospora matthiolae, 831 nucleotides long. Lineage: Eukaryota; Oomycota; Peronosporomycetes; Peronosporales; Peronosporaceae. The record is from the annotation of a GenBank genome assembly.
AUGCAUUCGCGUCGACCCGAGGCCUUGAAGAUUGACAUCUCCAAGUAUAGGGGAGUCGAAGAAGACUCCCUCUUGAGAUGGUUCGUCGAAUUGGAUGACGCCAUAAGGGCGCGUCGCAUCGACGACGGGGAUAUGCAAGUUGCAUUUGCCCAGUCAAAUCUGGCAGGACGUGCCAAGACUUGGGCACUGAGGCUCAAGUUGCACGACCCAUAUGCGUUUGGGUCGUUAGAAGUCUUCAAGUCGCGGCUCAGACAAACGUUUGAACCGCCUAGAGCUGAGUUCAGAGCUCGAACCGAACUCUUGAAGCUCAAGCAGGGUAAGCGUGAUGUGCACGCUUACGCGCAACAUAUACGACAUCUCACGAGUUGUAUAAGUUCCAAUCCGGUGGAUGAACACACGUUGGUUUCGGUGUUCAUGCAGGGUCUUGCGGAUGGUCCCGUCAAGACUCACCUGUUCCGGAUUGAACUAGAUUCACUAGAACAAGCCAUUUCCAUUGCGGAACAGGAAGACUUCAGUCUGAGACAGGCUCGCGCCAGCUCGACAUCAUAUCGUCAACCGAGACGAUAUGACAACGGAGGUCCAGAGCCGAUGGAACUCUGCUAUGUAGAGAGCGAGAAGGCUCGCUCUACAGACUACAAGAAGUUGCAGAAAUGCAACAGAUGUCAGAAGACAGGACACUACGCUUAUGAGUGUAGUGGCCCUCGUCCAGUGUCUCGCAACACUGGGCGUAGUGACCGUCCACCCAUGAGAAAGGGGCAGGGACGCGGGUCCGCUGUUGGUGCAAAGACGCAACAACGGGAUGGACCGUCAAAAAACGGUCAGGAUCAGUAG